AUGUCUGGCGCCACUGCUGAUCUCGGCCUCAUUGGCCUGGCCGUCAUGGGUCAGAACUUGAUUCUGAACAUGGCCGACCACGGCUUCACCAUCUGCGCCUUCAACCGAACCGUUUCCAAGGUAGACCACUUCCUGGCCAACGAGGCCAAGGGCAAGUCCAUCAUCGGUGCCCACUCCACCGAGGAGUUCAUUUCCAAGCUCAAGAAGCCCCGUCGUGUCAUGCUGCUCGUCCAGGCCGGCAAGGCUGUCGACGACUGGAUCGAGAACGUGCUCCCUCUCCUCGAGAAGGGCGACAUCAUCAUUGACGGUGGCAACUCUCACUUCCCUGACUCCAACCGCCGAACCCAAUACCUGAACGGUAAGGGCAUCCGGUUCGUCGGCUCCGGUGUAUCCGGUGGUGAGGAGGGUGCUCGAUACGGUCCCUCCAUUAUGCCCGGUGGUAACGAGGAGGCGUGGCCCCAUAUCAAGGACAUCUUCCAGAGCAUCUCCGCCAAGAGUGGUGACGAGCCUUGCUGUGAGUGGGUUGGUGACGAGGGUGCUGGUCACUACGUCAAGAUGGUACACAACGGUAUUGAGUACGGUGACAUGCAACUUAUCUGCGAGGCAUACGAUAUCAUGAAGCGUGGUCUCGGUAUGACCAACAAGGAGAUGGGCGACGUUUUCGCCAAGUGGAACAAGGGCGUGUUGGAUUCCUUCCUCAUCGAGAUCACCCGGGACAUCAUGUACUACAACGAUGAUGACGGAACCGCACUGGUCGAGAAGAUCCUGGACCAGGCUGGUCAGAAGGGUACUGGCAAGUGGACCGCCAUCAACGCUCUGGACCUCGGAAUGCCUGUCACCCUGAUUGCCGAAUCUGUGCUCGCCCGUUGCCUGUCUUCUCUCAAGUCCGAGCGAGUAACCGCGUCGAAGAAACUCCAGUACAUUGCCCGUUCGACCAAGUUCGAGGGUGACAAGGAGCAGUUCCUUGACGACCUCGAGCAAGCUCUGUACGCGUCCAAGAUCAUCUCGUAUGCUCAGGGUUUCAUGUUGAUGCAAGAUGCUGCCAAGCAAUACGGCUGGAAGCUCAACAAGCCCUCGAUCGCUCUGAUGUGGCGUGGAGGUUGCAUUAUUCGCUCCGUCUUCUUGAAGGACAUCACCUCUGCGUACAGGGAAACACCCGAUCUCGAGAACUUGUUGUUCAAUGACUUUUUCAACAAGGCCAUCAACAAGGCGCAACCUGGCUGGAGAGAUGUCAUCGGCAAGGCCGCGGCGCUGGGUAUCCCAACGCCGUGUUUCUCGACGGCGCUCAACUGGUUCGACGGCUACCGCACCGAGGACCUGCCGGCCAACCUACUCCAGGCCCAACGUGACUACUUCGGUGCGCACACCUUCCAGAUCAAGCCCAAGGCUGCCAACGAGAAGUACCCCGAAGGAAAAUACAACCACGUCAACUGGACUGGACGUGGAGGCAAUGUUUCUGCUUCCACAUACCAAGCAUAA
Anthostomella pinea is the source of this 1479-nucleotide messenger RNA. The record is from the annotation of a GenBank genome assembly. Lineage: Eukaryota; Fungi; Ascomycota; Sordariomycetes; Xylariales; Xylariaceae.